Messenger RNA from Phytophthora infestans T30-4, 468 nucleotides. RefSeq lists its product as uncharacterized. The coding region runs from base 1 to 468 and encodes 155 amino acids. NCBI's taxonomy places the organism in Eukaryota, Oomycota, Peronosporomycetes, Peronosporales, Peronosporaceae. The transcript is spliced from 2 exons. The record is from RefSeq and is a predicted model, not a curated record.
AUGGAGGAGGAACCGUCGGCGUCUUCGCGCGGGCGCUGGCUCGCUCGACGCCGCACGUCCCGGGGCGACAGCGGGGGCAGCCGGGGCGACAGCAGCCCUCCGCUAACCGCACUGGCGUCGCUGCUGCUCAGUUCCCAGCCGCCUGUGAGCAUGACAGACGCUCGUGUGCUCGCCAUCUCCCGUGGAACGUCGGUGGGCGACGAUGACGAUCCCACAGACGCUUCGCCCAACGUGUACAAGUUCAACGUAGCGCAGUACAAGGACGGCUCGUUCCGCUUCGUUCCAGCUUGUGCACGUGACCUCAUUAAGUAUACAGGACGUCUGCUGCACCACGGCGCCCAGUCUGCGCGGAAGACCAAAAUCAAUACAGUGCAGUUCGACUGGCCCGCUGUUGCCUUCCAGAUCUCAGUGCGAGGCACCAGCAGCGUCGCGAUCCGUCUCAAAGGAGAUGUUAUCAAAAGUGACUGA